UUGGUCACGUUUGUACACACUGAAAUAAAAUGUUUGGCUUAGAGAAAUACAUGGAAUCCCUCACAUUCUUCACAACACAAAGUGAACUCCAAUAACCCAAAUCAAUUCAGAGACGAAAAAAAAAAGAAAAAAAAAAUUCCAACUACUUUUUUUUCAACUAACUUUUCUCUCGCCCUUCAACCAAAAACUUCUCAUCAAUCUUGAAUCCAGAAAAAAAAAAAUUCCUUUAUACAUGUUCUUUUUCAAGAUAUCAAAGAAGUUAACAAUCGCGGUAUUUUCCUAGUCGCGAAUGUGAUACUAUUGGUGUUUGAAUCAAGAAAGCCCCGUGUUGAAUUGAAGGUUUUUUUGAAAAGAAAAGAAGAGAUAAAUAAUGUCAAGCAAGUUAAAGAAAGCAAUUGGUGCAGUAAAAGAUCAAACAAGCAUUAGUCUUGCAAAAGUUGCAAGCAACACUUCUUCAACCCUUGAAGUUGCUGUCCUAAAAGCUACAACACAUGAUGAUGUGCCUAUCAAUGAUCGAUAUGUUCAAGAAGUCAUCAAGCUUGUUUCCUCCAACAAGGCCUACGCGGCUGCCUGUGCUCGUGCCAUUGGCAAACGCAUUGGUAGAACAAGGAAUUGGAUCGUUGCCCUCAAGUCGUUGAUGCUUGUCCUACGAAUUUUCCAAGAUGGUGAUCCUUAUUUCCCUCGAGAAGUUCUUCAUGCUAUGAAACGUGGAGCUAAGAUUCUCAACCUUUCAAGUUUUCGUGAUGAUUCCAAUUCUAGUCCUUGGGAUUUCACAGCAUUUAUUCGUACAUUUGCCUUGUAUCUUGAUGAGCGUUUGGAUUGUUUUCUUACUGGAAAGCUUCAAAGAAGAUACAAUUAUCGCGAACGAGAGAAUUCUAGCAGCCAUUAUAGGACUACUGGUCAUAAUCGAAGAAGGGGUGAUGAGCCCGUUCGUGACAUGAAACCAGUAAUGCUGCUUGACAAGAUCUCGUAUUGGCAACGGUUGAUUGAAAGAGCAAUUGCUACAAGACCAACAGGGGCAGCUAAGACGAAUCGUCUUGUUCAAAUCGCUUUGUAUGCUGUUGUCACAGAAAGUUUUGAUCUUUACAAAGAUAUCUCAGAUGGGCUCGCUCUCGUUCUUGAUAGUUUCUUCCAUUUACCAUAUCAAUCGUGCGUAAAUGCCUUCCAAACCUGUGUUAAAGCUGCUAAACAAUUCGAGGAGAUCAGUGCUUUUUACUCCGUGUGUAAAACCAUAGGAGUUGGCAGGACAUCGGAAUAUCCAAGCGUGCAAACUAUCUCAGAGGAGUUGAUUGAAACGUUGCAAGAAUUUCUCAAGGAUCAAUCUUCAUUUCCAGCACAUACGCAAAGCAAAUCACAUUUGCUUCUUCAAGGUCCCCCUGGUGUUUCAACAAGGACUACGAGCAGCAAACGCAACAGUUAUGGUUGUCAAUCCGAAUUUUCCAUGGCCACAGAAACGACAGAGCCAUACUCGGAGAAGAGUACCAAUUCUUGUGUUGAUUCGCGUUGCACAUCGUUAGAAGAUCUAAUAAGUGCAACUGAAACAUGGAAGACUCCAGCCAAUAUUUCGAUUGAUUUGGAGGCCUAUUCAGAUAUUCAAUAUGGGAAGCAGUUGCAUGAAAAGGACGAUGUAGUCUCUACUCAUUCGUUGCCCAUUUCAAAUUCCAUGGCUGAUCUCGUAUCCUUACCAGAUUUUCAAGAAUACGGUGAAGAUGACGAAAAGAAACAAGAAGAAGAAAAACAACAAAAACAAGAAUCUGAACUUGACCAACAGCACAAACAGAAUCCAUCAUUUGAUUCUACUAGUUCAGCCAAAGGAUGGGAACUCGUGUUAACUGAGGCGAUCCCAUCAACGUCUUUCAAUGCAUUCCCUGAGCAACCAAAACCGGAUCACUUGUCAGGAAACGAAACAAGAGGGGUAAUAACACCAUCAGCAUCUUUCAACGAAUUCCUGGAACAAGGACAAGAAAAUGUAACAACAAAUGAAGCAGAAGUUUCUUCAAGCAAUGGCUGGGAAUUGGUACUAUUCGAAAAUAUUCCACCAGCACAAUCAACACAACCUGUCCCUAGCACCACCACCAACAGCGUCAACAGCUUCACUUUCAGCACUUUGGAUGAAUUGUACAAUCAGAAUCAUACACCAUUUUAUCCGAAUAAUGGCCUAAACUCACAAUUCAACCCUAGAACAAACAACUUUUUGUAUGAUCAAAAUCCAAACAAUGGCCUAAAUGCAUAUUAUCAUCAAGGUCCAGUCUUGCCAGCACCUCAACACUACAAUCCAUUUUUACAAGACACAUCAAUGGAGCUAGCCAUGGUACCGGUCACGAGUGCACCUGCCCCAUACCCAACUAUGACCAAGAAUUCUUCGUUUUCAUUCCCGACCACUACUGACAUGUUCACAUCAUCAGCACCAGCACCUACAUUUCGAGCUACUCCAACUUUUAGUGUUCAGAAUCACACCACAGGGUCAAUGCAGGGCACUAAUAUGGACGACCCAUUCGCGACAUUUUCGAGUAGUGAUAAGAUGUUUAAUGGCAUCAAGAAUGAGCAGAAUUUGAUGCAAGAGCAACAGUUAUGGUUGCAGAACCAAAACAAAAUCAUAGCAAAACAUAGGGCUUGAUUUAUAUACGUGUGUAAAGUGAAAUAAAUCUUCUUGUUAUGUUUAUACAAAAUUGGUUUUGUGUAAAUUCUCCUCCCCUUCUAGCAAGAUUUUUCGAUCAGGCUUCCUCCACGGAUCGAGUUUGUCUUUAGAAAACGUUCUUGGUGAAAAAGAAUGUAAAUGAACGAUCCCACUAAUUGAAUUGGA
Capsicum annuum is the source of this 2803-nucleotide messenger RNA. RefSeq names its product clathrin coat assembly protein AP180-like. The record is from RefSeq and is a predicted model, not a curated record. NCBI's taxonomy places the organism in Eukaryota, Viridiplantae, Streptophyta, Magnoliopsida, Solanales, Solanaceae. Gene Ontology annotation, cellular component: clathrin-coated pit; clathrin-coated vesicle. Gene Ontology annotation, biological process: clathrin coat assembly; vesicle budding from membrane; clathrin-dependent endocytosis. Bases 371 to 2617 code for a protein of 748 amino acids. The transcript has a single exon. Gene Ontology annotation, molecular function: phosphatidylinositol-4,5-bisphosphate binding; 1-phosphatidylinositol binding; SNARE binding.